Molecule: messenger RNA, 435 nt
Organism: Vittaforma corneae ATCC 50505
Lineage: Eukaryota; Fungi; Microsporidia; Nosematidae
Exons: 1
Coding region: 1-435 (144 amino acids)
Biological process (GO): translation; maturation of SSU-rRNA from tricistronic rRNA transcript (SSU-rRNA, 5.8S rRNA, LSU-rRNA)
Cellular component (GO): ribosome; cytosolic small ribosomal subunit
Molecular function (GO): RNA binding; structural constituent of ribosome
Source: RefSeq, a predicted model, not a curated record
AUGGCUCAGACUGUAACCACAAGAGGAACAAAGAAAACAGCAGUUGCUACCUGCAAGUGUGAAAACACAGGUAGGUUCGAGGUGAGAAUCAACAAAAUUCCACUGUCGAUUCACCCUGAUUCCCUCAUGUGUGCAAAGUUUGAGGAAAUUUUGAAAAUUGUCCCAGAGGAGAUCUACAGCAACUUGGAUUUUGAAGUUACAACAAAUAUGAAAGAAUGCGGUUCUGUAGGAAGAAUAUAUGCAGCAAGACAAGCUUUCUGCAAGGCCAUUGUUGCAUUUCUGAGUCUGUAUUCUGACGAGUACAAGAAACAGGAAGUAAAAAAUGCCAUACUUGCAUUUGAUAGAUUUGCAAUUGUGGCAGAUUCAAGAAAGAGAGAGCCAAAGAAGUACGGCGGCCCAGGAGCGCGUGCAAGAUACCAGAAGUCCUAUCGUUAA